UUCGCUUUCGCGGCGCUCCGGGCUCCGUUCGCUCCGACUGCGUGCGCGCUUUUUAGUUUUGCUGCGUGUUUUUUUUAGUUGUGCGGUUUAGCGAUGGAGGGAGACGGGAGCAGCCAAGCCACGUCCGGGAGUCCGACUGAUUCGCAACACGACCCAGGUAAAAUGUUUAUCGGUGGCCUCAGCUGGCAAACUUCACCAGACAGCCUUAGAGACUAUUUUAGCAAAUUUGGAGAAAUCCGAGAAUGUAUGGUGAUGAGGGAUCCCACGACCAAGCGCUCCAGGGGAUUCGGGUUUGUUACGUUUGCGGAUGCAGCCAGUGUAGACAAAGUUUUAGGUCAACCUCACCACGAAUUAGACUCAAAGACGAUUGACCCUAAAGUUGCCUUCCCAAGACGUGCUCAACCCAAGAUGGUCACAAGAACAAAGAAAAUAUUUGUAGGCGGAUUAUCAGCGAACACAGUAGUCGAAGAUGUGAAGCAGUAUUUCGAACAGUUUGGCAAGGUAGAGGAUGCCAUGCUUAUGUUUGAUAAAACUACGAAUAGGCAUAGAGGAUUUGGCUUUGUAACUUUCGAGAAUGAGGAUGUGGUGGAGAAAGUCUGUGAGAUUCAUUUUCAUGAAAUCAAUAAUAAAAUGGUAGAAUGUAAGAAGGCUCAACCCAAGGAGGUGAUGUUUCCCCCAGGGACACGAGGGCGAGCCAGGGGUCUACCCUACACCAUGGAUGCCUUCAUGCUCGGAAUGGGAAUGCUGAGUUACCCAAACAUUGUAGCGACGUAUGGCCGUGGAUACACUGGCUUCGCCCCAAGCUACAGCUACCAAUUCCCUGGCUUUCCUGCGGCAGCGUAUGGUCCGAUGGCAGCGGCAGCAGUGGCAGCAGCGCGUGGUUCAGGCUUCCCCGAUUACGGUUUCUAUUCCACGACAAGUGACCAACGGGGGCCCCCCUUCUCCUUUGCGGACUAUGGCUCCCUAGGCCCACAGGCGGCUCAGCUGCUUCAAAGCGAGCAUGCCACCUCGGCCUGCAACUCCCCCCUGCAGCACCUGCCCAGCCCGGAUCAGUAUAAGAGCCCAGGCACCAACCCUCCACGGCCUGGAACUUUUCCGGGAGCGAGCAGUCCAGGACCCGUGGCUGACCUGUAUGGCCCCACCAACCAGGACUCCGGCGUGGGCAAUUAUAUAAGCGCUGCUAGCCCUCAACCUGGCUCUGGCUUCGGCCACAGUAUUGCUGUAACGGCCAUACAACUCCAAGCACUACAGCGUGGAACAGACCAGGACGAGCUGAGAUGGCAGGACGUGAAGAACAAAAGAAAUGUCUGAAUCAUUUCAGAAAAAAAAAACAACAACAACAUUAAUCUGCUGUACUAUAAUGAAAACCUGGCUUUUGGAUUUUUUUUUUCUCCUAAUGUAUCCCCAUAAUCUAGGAUGAUGUUGUCGUUUUGUCCUUUUUCAUUUCUUUUCCCCGGUUUUCACUGAAGUUGUUUCUUUAACAUAUUUUAUCAUAUAGUCUGAAGCAGCCUUUGAGGUUGACUAGUUUUGAAAUAUUUUCCUUGUAUACUAUGUUCUCUGAUGAGAAGAACUAUGUAAAUGUACAUUUUUCUCUCUUUUUUAGUGUAAUAACAUCACUAUAGUUGUCUCUUCACUCUUGGCUCUUUGUAAUAAUACCCAGUGUUUCAUGUUUUCAGAUUUCAUUUCAUUCAAGCAAGAAAACUAAAGGACUUGCUUCAAAAAUCAUGAUUUUUCAACCUUUAAAAGAGCAACAAAAGGGUAACUAACAAAUUGAAGUAGCUCUGUUCUUCGUUUCGUGUAAUGUCUUGUUAUCAUUAUUAUCUAUUUUGGGCAAUAAGAGGACUACAAUAUUUUCACAGUCCUUUUUUAUAAAUGUUUUUUUUUUGUUGUUGUUGUCGUUGUCGAAAAAAGAAAAAAAUACAUUUCCUUUUAAUACUUUGUGAAAUGAGAUUUAAAAAGAAAAAAAACGUUACGGAAUCUGUAAAUAUUACUCAUUACUACAUUGAACCAUCUCAGAGAGAACCAUAUUUUUGUGAUGGUGUUCUAGAGGUUGUACUGUGCUCAAUCUGAAAUAUGUUUAAAAGAGAAAAAAGAUCUUUCAGGCUCGGUGCGGUAACUGAAAUCCAUUUGUAGCACAAAAGCCGUGAGAACCCGACUGCAGAUACAAGCCCAAUAAAACACUGUUAGCUCGCUCUGUAAAUACUGUUGGCUUUCUAACUGUGCAGGUAGCAAACCAGCAUAUUGACUAGAUAGUGAGAUCAGAUGUGCACAGCUUUCACAGAGAAAAUACUUUACAGCAAACACACAAAUCAGCAUUGUAUAAACAAAAUCAAACUGAAAUCCAAAGCACAUGUUUGUUUCAUGUUUUUUUUAAGUACCAGUGAUGAAAUUAGAGAUUUUCUAAGAAGUAAACUGUGUUUUGUUUUGUUUUUUCCUUCUCACUUUUUUUUUGUUUUAUUUUUUUUUUCCCGUAGUCCGAAAAAAUAGUACACAGAACGCCUGAUUUUGGAAACACAAGGCAAUAUUUCAAGAUUUUUAGUCAUUUCUGACUUGAUCAAUUAGGAACUGUUUUUGCACCAUUACCUCAGUCCUGUGGGAUGUACUUUAGAGGACGUAACAAAUUAAUUUAUUUUAUCGUGAGACAAAAUAAAAAAGAUUGUCUUGAAAUUAAAAUGAAUCAUUGCACUGUGAGAAAGAGUUUAUUAUUUUCUAUUUGCACAUGUUAAAGGAUGUUCUCUACCGUGGGUCAUAUGAAGGAUUCAUAUGGAAACGUUGUCCCUGCACGGUUGCAGUCUUUACAGCUGUGUUUGUGGAAGAAUUUUUUUUUUUUCCGGGCAUUUUAUUUUUGUGCUUCUGAUCUGCCAACGUUACAGCUGAGUUUAUUGGUAGCAAUAGUUGAAAUCCUCCGAUACACUGAAACUGAAUGAAAUCAGUAGCUGCUACACAUAUAUGAUGUACAUGUCGGAUCUGACGAGACCGAAAUGAUGCUAAAAUAUAUGCUGAGUGAAAUAAGAAUGAUAUUUAAGAGUGUAACCUGACUGAUACAGUAUGCUGUUGUUCAUCCUUGCUGCAAAUGUGUUUUAUUUUCAUUUUUCUCCCUUUUUUCACAAUUUUACUGAACUGACACAUGAUUCGAAAAUGCUGAAUCCUAUUUUUUUGUACAUCUCUGGUAAAAAAAAGGAAUAAGUACAAGCAAAGCAGAGAGACGGCUUCCUGCUAACUGUUCAAACGAUUUGAAAAGACAAAACUACUCAAAACAGCGUGAUCCCCAACACGGUUUGAAUAUCCACGGGGGAUUUUUAUUGCUAUUUUUGUGGAAGUGAAUGACUAUGUUAAAUAUGUUGCUGACUAUAUUACGGUUACUAUGUACUGUAUUUAUCAUUUGAUGAUCUCUCCAUUCCCUGUCACAUCAUCCAGUAAUCUUCUGUUGAUCAUUGUAUUUCAGUAGUGUGUAAAAAAAAAAAAAGAGGAAAAAAAAAGAAAUUACCUUGUAAAAGAGUGCUGUCUUUGAUGCCAGUGUAGUGAUCUGUACAUUUCUCUGUCAAUCCGUUUCACUCCUUUUGUCUUCUUGCUCUUUCGCUAUAUCUCUGUCUCACUCUCUCUUAGUGAAUAGUCAUAGAUGUUAUGUAAUCAACGUUACAGUAGAGCUGUAGUGAUUAUUAGAUUUAGGACCAGUAAGGAUAGAACUUUCUCUUGAUAAUCAUUUAAACAAACAAACAAAAAAAUGUUGAACAUUGUUUUCAUGGUGUUUUUCACCUUUACUUUGUCUUUUUGUGUUCAUUGGUUUUUUGUGUUUUGUUUUUUUCUGAUUCUCACAUGGUUUCAACUAACCAAAGCUCUCAUGAAACUGAAAUCCAGAAGAAAAGAAAUUGGUGUAAGACAGAGUUGUAAACAAGGCAUUAAUUGGAUCCCCACCCUUGAAUGUUUGAUAAGGGGUGUGCCAUACUACCUUAAAUGCUAACGCUUGAUAUGCAAAACUGUUUUGUUUUCUUUCUUUUUUUAAGAGGGACGCAAUUUAUAAUUAUGGAAAGGAUUUUAUUACAUGAAUGGGAAAAAAAAUCAUAUUUUUUUAGUACGUUCUACCUGAGUAAUGAUGAUCUAGCCUAAUAAUUAUAGAUACGGAUAAAACUGUAAUAGGUUUUGAUAUUUAUACUCUUCAACAGAU
This is a messenger RNA of Neoarius graeffei (lesser salmon catfish), 4165 nucleotides long. RefSeq names its product musashi RNA-binding protein 2b (gene msi2b). NCBI's taxonomy places the organism in Eukaryota, Metazoa, Chordata, Actinopteri, Siluriformes, Ariidae. The transcript has 14 exons. The coding region runs from base 94 to 1311 and encodes 405 amino acids. The record is from RefSeq and is a predicted model, not a curated record. Gene Ontology annotation, molecular function: RNA binding. Gene Ontology annotation, cellular component: cytoplasm.